GGGACCAGAGGCCGCCGAAAGAGCUCCUUCUCCUUCUCCUUCUCAAAGCUCCUCCCUCUCUUCUUCCUUGAUUUUCUUCUUCAAAGAAGACCAGCCUCGCUUAUUAUUUCUUGUUCUCAAUCAGAAACCAUUGACGGUGCAAUUAAAUAUUGAUUGAAGUUACUAGAUUGAGAAAUCUAAGGAGAGGAAAGAGCUUGGGGCUGUCGGUGACCAAAUAUCGGCCUUCUCCUCUUCCUCCUUCACAAAAGCUCCUUCCUCUGUUCUUCGUCUAUCUUCUUCUUCAUGCAUGAUCAGCUUCGCUUAUUAUUUCUUGUGAUUAAUGUUCUCGGCUCCCUAUAAGCUCACAAUCAAAAACCACUGACGGCAAUUCAAUAUUGAUUGAAGAGAGCAGAUGGAGUUCUUUUUGCCCAUAUUGGAAGGUGUUAAGCUACUAAAAUGUAUAUACAUCCCCACUAGAGAGUGUUGGAGUUAUCACGAAAUCCUUCAAGAAAAAUUGCAAAACCUUAAGGAGAAAAUGGAUGCAUUGAGUAGCCGUGAAAAGGACAUAAGAAAGCAAGUACAGAAUAGCAUUGAACACCAUUUCUUAAAGGAGCCCAAGGCGGAGGUUGAAAAUUGGCUGGAACUUGUGAAAGGAAAAACACAAGAAGUGGCUCAAAUAGAGCAAGAUUCUAAAAAAAAGAGAUUUUUAUCUCGAUCGAAGUUCUUAAUGAAUGUCGAGAAGAAGAUUGAAGAAGUAAAUGAAGUUUUCCAGCAAGGCGUAUUUCCUGAUGGGGUUGUUAUCAACACAUGUUUAGAUAAAGGACUUGCAUUACCAACCACACUAUUAAUAGGUGAAGCUACAGCCAAGAGAAACCUUGAAAAGAUUUGGGAAAUAUUGAUGAAAGAUGACAUUAGAAGUGUGGGAGUUUACGGAAUGGGAGGAGUGGGCAAAACAACCAUUAUAACACACAUCCACAACCAACUCUUGGAAAAUUCGAGUCCCUUUGGUUCUGUUUUUUGGGUCACUGUAUCUCAAGAAUCAAGUGUUCGCAUCUUGCAAAAUAACAUUGCAUUAAAAUUGAGUGUAGAUUUUAAAGGAGAGGAAGAUGAAAUUAUAAGGGCAGCUAUGUUGUCAAAAGCAUUGAAUGCUAGAGAGAAAUUUGUCCUUAUUUUAGAUGAUAUAUGGAAAAGUUAUUCUAUAGAGGAUGUGGGAAUUCCUAUUAAUGAAGAUAGCAAGGGGAAGUUGAUCAUAACUUCUCGAUCCUCAAAGGUGUGUCAACAAAUGUGCCAAAAAAUUAUCAAAAUUGAGCCACUUUCCACUGAAGAAGCUUGGAGUCUAUUCAAGGAAAAAUUGGGGCCUCACACUGUUCUUGUUGAUUCUAAAGUGGAAGAAAUUGCCAAAUCUGUUGCUAGAGAAUGUUCCGGUUUGCCCCUUGCAAUCAUCACAGUAGCUAGAGGCAUGACAGGAGUGGGUGACAUUCAUGAGUGGAGAAAUGCUUUAAAUGAAUUACAAAAACAUGCUCUAGAUGUCAAUCAAGAUCUAAAGGGUGUAUAUAAGCGCUUAAGAUUUAGUUAUGAUCAAUUGAAGAAUGAAAAGAUGCAGGAGUGUCUAUUGUAUUGUGCCUUAUUUCCAGAAGAUCACGACAUUCCAAGAGUGGUAUUGAUACGGUAUUGGAUCUGUGAGGGGCUAAUAGAUGAAAUGGGUACAAGGCAACAGGAGUAUGAUCAUGGCCACUCUAUAUUGAAUAAACUUAUAAAUGCAUGCUUACUACAACAAUCUAUAAGUUACAAUCGCAAUUGUGUAAAGAUGCAUGAUGUGAUAAGAGACAUGGCCCUUGAUAUUGUAGGAUCGGAUAAGUUCAUGGUGAAAGCUGGUGUCCAAUUGGAAGAGCUCCCAAAUGUCGAGAAUUGGCCAAGGAAUCUAGAGAGGACUUCAUUAAUGAAUAAUUACUUAUGUAGAGGGGCGGCAUUUUCCACAUCGCUAGAGUGCCCUAUGCUCUCUACUUUACUACUAAAAAAUAAUGCAAAAUUAACAAAGCUGUCCAAUGUCUUUUUUGUAGGUAUGGAAAGUUUGACUGUUUUAGACUUGUCUAGUACAGGCAUUGAUCGUGUUCCUGAUUCCCUUUUAAGUUUGACGAAGCUAAGAGCACUAUUGCUUAGAAAAUGCCAAAAUUUAAAACAUGUUCCUUCUUUGGCACAACUCAAAAAAUUAAGGGAACUUGAUCUUAAGGGAAGUAAAAAAUGUGGAGCUCUAAUGGGCAUUGAAGAAUUAGGCGACCUCAAAUUCCUGGACUUGUAUGGUAUGUCCGUAGAAUGGAUGUUUCCUCAAACUCAACGUGGGGGUGGGGGUGGGGGGGUCCUCUCCAGGCUAAGGCAGUUGCAGUGCAUUGGAGUUGGAGGUGAACAUGUGCAGGUUGAGCAACUCUCUGUCUUGACAAAGUUAGAAAGUAUCAAACUCUGGGUCGCUGACCCUCUCAAGUUUAACAAUUACAUCAAAUCUGAGGAUUGGAAAAAGUUAAAGCAUUACUUCCUUGGUUUAUCGUCAAAUGUCCUUCAGUUACCAAAAAUAUUUUUUGGUAGACAUGUAUGUAUAGAAUAUGAUGGGGUUCGUAAUAGUCCGGAAAGAGGGGAAUUAUCCCUCAUGCUCCCUUCAAAUGUCCAAGAGUUGAUUUUAAGGGGAUGCAAUGAUUUCUAUAGUUUGUCAGAUUUUUGGUCUUGUUUGAAGAACGUUGAGGAUUUAGAGAGAUGCAAAAUUGAGUGGUGCCAUGGGAUGCGUUACUUGUGGGCAGAGAAUUGUUGCACUACCGCCACCGAUUCUAAUAUUGUUCCUCUAUUUUUACCGCGGCUGGAGACCUUGGUGCUUGAUCAUUUGAAAAACCUCAAAGCCCUCUUAAAGCUUCAGGAUCAGGAGGGAGUACAACCACCGUCGCCAGUAUCAAGUGGAAGCUUUUCCAAUCUUAAGAGCCUGGCCAUUUGGAGUUGUCAUAAACUAGAGUAUAUAUUUCCUCUUGGGUUUGCACAGAACCGCCUCCAAAACCUUGAGAUUAUGUCGGUGUCUUGCUGCAGAAACAUUGAGAAUAUCAUUGCAGUGGCAGACGGAGACGAAGAAGAAGAGGGGGUAGAUCAGGAAAGGAGCAAGAAUUCCAUGUUCAUGUUCCCAAAAUUACAAGAAUUGUGGUUGGCAAAUCUGCCGAAGUUGCAGGGGUUAAUAUGUGGCAGUAAGGGGAGCAUGGUCUGUGAUUCUUUGCAGGAAAUACACAUAGAUGGAUGCCCAAACCUGAAGAGCUUUCCUAUUUCUAUUUCUGCGGUGUCAUGUGUUCCGCCUCCAGCUGUUAGAUCAAUUUGGAUAGAAAGAAGCCAAUUGGAUGCUAUGGAGUGGGCACACAAACGCCUUUUCAAACUGAUCCCCAUGGCAACAAGAGCGGGAAAAUCACGCCAAUCACCUACAUUGUGUCUUAUACAAGUCCAUCAGAUUUGGCAAUGCAGCUUGGAACAUUAUAAAGAAGCGUUAUUUUGAAUGGCAAGCAAGGAAAUACUUGGUAAGGAUUUGUUAACCCAUGCAACAAGCAUCUGGAAAAUCAUCUCCAAGAAAAAUAUUUAUAUUCAUGCUACGAUUGGAAGUAGGAUCUCAAGAACCUUCAAAUGGAACAUCUUCACCCCUUCAAAGGUCGGCAUCUUCUGCGGGUUGGCAAUAAAUAAUAAAAUUUUGGCUAUUGAAAAUUUGCAAUAAAAAAAAAAAAAGAAAAGGAUGGAGAAUGGCUUUAAUGUGUGUUCUUUGCACGGAGGACAGUUUGUCCUCUCCCAUUUCUGGUUUUCUGUUAGCCUUUGAUGGCAGCGAGUGCUUUUUCUUCUAGCAGUGCUUUUUCUAUCCCAAUACUUUUGCAUGGUAGAGACAAUAAAACAUAUUCAAGAAAACUUUUGCAUCCCAAUAAUUGUACUUUUUUGGCCGCUGUUCUUUUAUGGCCAUUCUAGAUUUCUUAGUAGGUGCUGCCUCCCUGUGCUGGUGUAGUAGAUGCUUAUUGUGAAUUUGUGCGUAUGAACAAUUUUGCUAGUGUUUGUCAGAUGCUGGUUGGUUUUUAAGUUUGAUAAUCUAUUGGCACUAUUGGUCUUAUGUUUCAGCAUCA
Molecule: messenger RNA, 4103 nt
Organism: Malania oleifera
Lineage: Eukaryota; Viridiplantae; Streptophyta; Magnoliopsida; Santalales; Ximeniaceae
Product: putative disease resistance protein At1g63350
Exons: 5
Coding region: 392-3496 (1034 amino acids)
Molecular function (GO): protein binding; ADP binding
Source: RefSeq, a predicted model, not a curated record